This is a messenger RNA of Durusdinium trenchii, 1547 nucleotides long. Lineage: Eukaryota; Dinophyceae; Suessiales; Symbiodiniaceae. The record is from the annotation of a GenBank genome assembly.
AGGCGCGAACUUCGGUUCAGAGGCCAUGUAGCUCCGCCGGGGCGCGAAAAACCGACUCCAAGCGCCGCCGGUGCUUGGCACCAUGACCCCGGCAGAGGUGGAGCGAUGGCUGCAAGGCUUGGGAUCGUUGCUUCCACGUGAGGCCGUUUCUGCGUUGGCCGAGGAAGUCCGGCGCCAGGGUAUGGACGGAUCUGCAUUUGAUGCGUUGGUUGCGAGUCGAGCAACGCCCUCGCUGGGAGAUGCAGUUCGUCCGAAUCACAUGGCCACCUUGCGACGGUGCUGGAAUGCGAAGAAACCUUCGAAGGCAGCUGCACUGCCCAAACAGGACGACGAGAAACUGGAGCAAAGGAAGAUCACACCUGCGAGGUUUGAUCCACCUCCACGAGAGACGGUGACCGAGCUCGGGGAGCUGCCAGAGGUUUCGGUGGAGAUUCCCAAGGAGGCUGAAGAUGUGGACAAAGAAGCAGACAUCGGUACUCCGUUGAGCAGCGCUUUGCAGAAGCAGAAGGUUGCCAGACCUCCACAGGUUCCGAAGUUGGAUCUCUCCUUCGUGCACAACAAAGGAAGUCGAAGCGAUUCCGAUAACCUCAUGAAGCACGAAUGGAAGGGUGGAAGGACACAUGGAAGACCUGCAAGCAUCGUCUCUGCCGCUGGUGCUGAUGACCCUCAUAGGGCUGGCUUUGCCCAUGCGAGUGCCGAGGAUCAGCAGCGCAUCGCAGAGUUUUAUGGAUAUCGAGACGAGGGCUUCAUUGCCACGAUGAACGGACUUUGCACCGACAUGAUCCGGCCAAGACUGUACGUGGGAAAUAUGGCAGAUGCAGCAUACUGGCCUUUGUUGAAAAAGCUUGGCAUCACGCAUGUGAUCAACUGCUCGCUUGAGGCACAAAAAGUUCCUCCAGCCUAUGAAUCCAAGGGCGUGCAGUGAGCGACAGCGCUCGACAGCCGCGACGCUUCCUGCGGGACGGGUCGCGUUCCGGCGCUCCUGCGAGGUACUUGCUACUGCCUUGGCAAGACAGAGAAGAGGAGGCGCAGAGCCUCACCAGGCGCUGAAAACGGGCGAAAAAACCGAAGAAACCACCGGAUCCGACGGUUUUUCCCGCGAGGCCCCGGUGCGUUCGCGCGCCGUUGGGACUCGCGUUCGGGACCAGCGAGCCGAAAGCGAUGGCCAUCGUGAGGCAGAGAUUCCGAACUUUGCGAGGGGCGACGCAAUACAUGAAGAGUGUGUUGAAGGCAAAGACGCGUGUUGAAGGCAACGACGUUCCUUUGUGGAGAGUUGGUUGACAAGUUGCCAAAACCAGCACAGCAGUGAGUUCACAUGACACACACACACACUUGAUGAAAUGCGUACAAAUUUGGUUGCGGUUUGCCACACGGCGACCUAGGUAAAAAAUGGACUGAGUAAAACGGCAAGGGUAGGUUAGAGGCCAUCGCUAGGAAGUUGGUGGCCAUCGCCCAAGUUUGGAGGCCAUCGCUAGUAGGUUAUGCGCACAAACAUAAAGCUGCACCAAGCAACAAGGUUGGAGGUCAUCGCUUAUGGGUUGGAGGCC